UAGUUUCUACUCCAUCCGAGGCCAGCAUGAAGAUAAACGAGAAGAAUUUGUCCGUGUUUGCGAGAACGCCGCCAUACGAUAUCGAAGGGUUCUUGAAUAAGCGGGGCGAGGUCAACAAAGCAUUUCAACGGCGGUACUUUGUGCUGAAGGGCAAUUUGCUGUUUUAUUUCGAAGCUCGGACGGAUAAGGAGCCUCUGGGCCUAAUUAUCGUAGAGGGAUGCACCAUAGAACUGUCCAAUGAAGUAGACAACUACUGCUUCGAGAUAGCCUUCAAUGGCAAUCGCACCUACAUCCUCGCAGCCGAAGAUCAGGAGAGCAUGGAGACAUGGAUGAAGGCACUGACCUGUGCCGGCUAUGAGUACAAACGGAUAAUUGUGGCAGAGCUGCAGAGGCAGCUGCAGGAGAUUGAGGACUCAAAAAAUAAGAUGCUCGGGAACGUGGGUGAGAGUUCGCAGAAUGCCAUAACUGGAUCUAAGCCCAAACCUCCGCCCAGGCGCACAAAUCCAUUCAAUCGUCCAGCACCGCCGCCGCCCGAAAGUGCACUGCGGAGCGGAGUGGUCAUGUCGCCCAUGCCAUUUGUCAAUGGGUACUUUGGCUCCAGCAAUGCGCGACUGCAGCAGGAGCACCUCGUGAUUAAGCAAGAUGGCAAUGGGAACGGAAGUCCACAUGGUACGCCUAAGGCGCACCGCCGUCCGGCACCUCAACCUGUGACCAGUGCCUUUUACAUCGAUCAUCAGAGCUCGGAAACGGCUGGCAGACCUACAGUAUUACCGCGCAACGCCAACAACAAUCACAUCGACAGCGCAGAGCAAAAGAGGCGACAGGCCAAGGCCAAGGAGGAUUUCAACAGAAACCAUGAGCAUUUUCGCAAGGAAUUGAUGCCCGGAAUAGUGGCUUAUCGGGCCACCCAAAAGCAGCCGCUCAUCCAAUUCUGAUAGAUGGGUGUGUGUGUUCCGAAUGUUCCCAAAAUGCCAACAGCAUGUAUUAUCCGCUUUGUGCUUAAUGAAAAUUGAUCACGUUUCACCAUUAAAAAUGUUUCUUAAUAAUAUUUGUUCAAAUAAAUAUUUGAAAAUUUA
Messenger RNA from Drosophila pseudoobscura, 1076 nucleotides. RefSeq names its product Inositol phosphatase interacting protein (gene IPIP). The transcript has 4 exons. The coding region runs from base 27 to 935 and encodes 302 amino acids. Gene Ontology annotation, biological process: endosome organization; receptor recycling; retrograde transport, endosome to Golgi. NCBI's taxonomy places the organism in Eukaryota, Metazoa, Arthropoda, Insecta, Diptera, Drosophilidae. Gene Ontology annotation, cellular component: early endosome; recycling endosome; trans-Golgi network. The record is from RefSeq and is a predicted model, not a curated record.